This is a messenger RNA of Seminavis robusta, 438 nucleotides long. The record is from the annotation of a GenBank genome assembly. NCBI's taxonomy places the organism in Eukaryota, Bacillariophyta, Bacillariophyceae, Naviculales, Naviculaceae.
AUGUGGACCAAGACUUUCCUUCUCGUAGUGGCCGUUGCCUACACACAAGCUUUCUCGCCAGUGUCAAGCAUCAGCAGAGGCAUCUUGUCCAGACCCGCACCUCUGAAGGCAGUGGUCGAUGUUGACAGUGAGGCCGCCUUUGAUAAGACCAUCAAGAGUGCAGGUGAUUCUUUGGUUAUUGUCGACUACUCCACAACUUGGUGUGGACCAUGCAAGGUCAUUGCCCCAAAAUUUGAUGAACUGAGCGAGAAGUACCCUGAUGCAGUAUUCCUGAAGGUUAUUGGCGAUGCCACUCCAGAAGCUUCGAAAUUGAUGAAACGCGAGGGUGUUCGAUCUGUUCCCUCCUUCCACUACUUUGUUGGUGGUGAAAAAGUAGAUGUUGUCAAUGGUGCCAAUGCUGAAGCAAUUGAAUCAACCAUUACCAAGCACACAUCGUAA